AUGCCAGACAACAUCAUCUCCCAGCGCUGGCACUGUCCCGAGGGCUACCUGUAUUUCCGACAAGAGGUAGCUGACCCGCCCAGCAAAGAUUACUUCCAGCUCAUCGUCACCUCAGACAAGACAGUGUCGUUUAAAGUGUGGAAUGUUACCCCACCCUUCAAAGCGACAGCCCGACGUGGACCGAUUGCCUUCCAAUCAACAUUUGAACAUUUCAGUACAGAUGUAACCAUACGAGAUGCCAUACAAUCCAGGCUGAGAGGGGAGCUAGAGUUUCUCGACAACCUGCUGGAAGGCAAAUUCAACUACUUGGACCAGCUGGACACCCAGCUUCAGCUGUACAUAGUCAGCUUCCUAGAUGUCUGCUCCACGCUGCGCCUCAGCGCCACAUCCAGACACUUUCACCAGCUCUGUGAAGAUAACUCUAUCUGGAAGAGACACUUCCUGUCCAGCAAUCUGCCCUACUUUGUGACGCCAGGUCUGAUGGAUAUCGUGGACAAGAAGGGCUGGAAAGCUUUCUACAUCAUAGUCAACAGAAUCGCCCAAUCAACAGAUGAGAUUGGAACCCGCUUUCUGCUCCAGAAAGCCCCUCCUACCUGCCUGGGCCACAGAAGUUCCAGUCAGAUAGCAAGUAGUAGUAGCUCUCCGAAAGUUCAAUCAAAGACAACCAUUUAA
Messenger RNA from Candidula unifasciata, 672 nucleotides. The record is from the annotation of a GenBank genome assembly. Lineage: Eukaryota; Metazoa; Mollusca; Gastropoda; Stylommatophora; Geomitridae.